Paracoccidioides lutzii Pb01 is the source of this 216-nucleotide messenger RNA. RefSeq lists its product as hypothetical. The record is from RefSeq and is a predicted model, not a curated record. The transcript has a single exon. The coding region runs from base 1 to 216 and encodes 71 amino acids.
AUGCCGCAACGUGUUCGCAGUUUAGCCUGUCAUCAGCGAGUAGCUCCUGUGGCUGUUUCGGUUGUUAGGGAUCCGCAGCUGAGAAACAGUCGACGAUUUUACCAAUGGGUGUCUCAAGCAUUUGAGGUUUAUAUUGAAAGCGGUCGCGUUUUCGGGUCUGGAGCAGAGCAGCACGCGCGAUCUGUUGAUCAAAAGACUGAUACAUCAAUCCCGUGA